Meloidogyne enterolobii is the source of this 341-nucleotide messenger RNA. The record is from the annotation of a GenBank genome assembly. NCBI's taxonomy places the organism in Eukaryota, Metazoa, Nematoda, Chromadorea, Rhabditida, Meloidogynidae.
GGGGGAGGGGGGGGGGGGGGUUUGUUAUGUUUUUCUGUUCUGCCAGCGAUUGUUCCACUCCAUUCUCUUGUCUUUUCUUCUCAUUUGUGUAGUUUACCCCACCUGGCUUUUUUUGUGUAGUUUACCCCCUCCCCCUUCUUCCACUUUCUCCUUCUAUUUUCACCUAUUCCUCCAACCUUUUCCUCUUCAUGCUUCAAUCAAAAAUUUUUGGCCGUUCCUUUUAUGGCAAUUCCUUCAAGUUUCCUUCCUCCUUUUCUUCCUCAUCUUGUUUUGUUCCUCCCAAAUUAAAAAAUAAUUUUUACUCACCCAAAAUGUAUUUUUUUAUUUUCAUUUUCGUCUAA